AUGGCACAAAUCCGCGGUACCGCAGGCUAUAACCUGGGAGCCCAGAACACCUUUGGAGGCUCCGGCAGAGACGACGCAGGACGCGACCCAAGCCCGCUUGAUGCGAUUAGGGAACAGACAAGCAAGAUUGAGGAUUUCCUGGACACUCUGAGCGAACCUGUGAAGCCAUAUCUACCAGCGAUUGGACGGUUCCUCAUCGUUGUCACUUUCCUUGAAGAUGCCUUGCGAAUCAUUACACAAUGGAGUGACCAGCUAUUAUACCUUAACAAUUGGCGCAAAAUUCCAUCGGGCCUCACCCACCUCUUCCUGAUCGUCAAUGUCCUAGCCAUGGUUACCUGUUCGACUCUGGUCAUCACCCGGAAAUACUCUGAUUACGCAGUAGGCGGUCUGAUUGGCGUUGUUGUCACCCAAGCUCUCGGGUACGGCCUCAUCUUCGAUCUGAAUUUCUUCUUGCGCAAUUUGUCCGUUAUGGGUGGGUUGUUGAUGGUCCUUUCGGACUCAUGGGUACGCAAGAACAAAGCAUUCGCUGGUCUCCCUUCGAUCGAUGAAAAGGAUCGCAAGAUGUACUUCCAGCUUGCUGGUCGUGUGCUCCUCAUAUUCCUCUUCGUUGGAUUUGUCUUCAGCGGUAAAUGGAAUAUCUGGAGGGUCAUUGUUGCGCUUUUUGGCGCCGUGGCUUGUGUUAUGGUGGUGGUUGGUUUCAAGGCCAAGUUCAGCGCUAUCAUGCUCGUCGUCAUCCUCAGCGUCUUCAAUCUAUUGGUCAACAACUUCUGGACUCUCCAUGAACACCACCCCCAGAAGGAUUUCGCCAAGUACGAUUUCUUCCAGAUCUUGUCUAUUGUUGGUGGACUGUUACUGCUCGUGAACAGCGGGCCAGGCAAAUACAGCAUCGACGAGAAGAAGAAGGUGUACUAA
Messenger RNA from Venustampulla echinocandica, 912 nucleotides. RefSeq names its product SURF4-domain-containing protein. Gene Ontology annotation, cellular component: endoplasmic reticulum-Golgi intermediate compartment; membrane; endoplasmic reticulum. Lineage: Eukaryota; Fungi; Ascomycota; Leotiomycetes; Helotiales; Pleuroascaceae. The record is from RefSeq and is a predicted model, not a curated record. The transcript has 4 exons. Gene Ontology annotation, biological process: Golgi organization. Bases 1 to 912 code for a protein of 303 amino acids.